ACCAUACCCCGCACUGCCCCGCAAUCCUCCAAAGGACUUAAAUAAAACUGCGCUUAAAACUGUGACAUUUUGGCAACACGGGGCACAGCUGGGUCUGCACUAGUCACUCGGCGUUUGUGAAGUGCACGGGCUGUACACGCGUUCAGAAAGGCCUCACGGUGAGCCAUGUUCAUCCACAUCAUCAUACCAACAGGGAGAAGAAUAGUUGUCGAAGCGGAUCGCUAUGAUACGAUUAAGAGGGUCAAGGAGGUCAUAGGUCAGAAGGAGGACGUGCCCGCCGAGGACCUCCGGCUGCACCACGCCGGCCAGCUCCUCGACGACGACCGCACCCUCGACCGCUGCAACAUCUCCGAGGGCUCUAAACUCACCCUCCGCUUCAGGUUGCGGGAGGACGAGGGCGGCCAGCCCACCUUCCUGCUGCACGUGGUCACGCCCACAGACAAGACCGUGAGCGUGGAGGUGGGCCCCGCGACCACCGGCAGGCAGCUGAAGACCAUGAUCCGGCGGGAGAGCGAGGAGGCCUUCUGGGAGAGCGAGCAGCAUCUGCUGGUGAGGGACCUGGAGAUGCAGGACGAUAAGACGCUGGGCGACUACGGCAUCACCAAGGAGACCGUCAUUCGGAUGCAAAACGUACCAUGCCUGCGUCUCCACAUCGGUUCAAGUCGAGAAAGCUGCGAGGCAUCGGCCUACUCGUGACUCUCCUAAGACACAGAAAAGACGAAAAAGAAAGAAAGAAAGAAAAAGAAAAGUGUUACCAAAAGAAAAAAGGAAAAAUUGUCACAGCACAGUAAGUCGUGUACUACCAGGCAACUGUAAAACCAAAAAAGACGCCCUCGUCGCCACGGCACAUCCCCGUCAGCGACUACAGGUUUCCCAAUCGUGCAUUACAGAUUUCUCUUAACUGUGUUGUUCACCAUUAGACCUUUUUUAAUCCAAAUUUACCACCAGAAAUGUAAGGAAAUCAUUAAAAAACAACAAGAACAACAGUUAAAUACUUUCAGUGAGUGUGUGUAAAUGAAUAAAAUAAUGUUUCAGUGGAUUAAUUAAUAUUAAUCGCUAUUUUGUUGAUUGCGUGAGUUCCUUCUGUCAGUCAAAGAGGAACUCAAUAUUGUUUUUGUUAAUUUCACUUUAGUUGGAGUCUACCAUUUGCAUAUAUUAUAUCUGAUGCACCUGAAUAGAUAUAUUUUACAUCUUAUUUAUAACUGUAUAUGAAUUUGUUCUUUGUUCUUAAUAAAAUAAAUGUACAGUCUAUG
Penaeus vannamei (Pacific white shrimp) is the source of this 1253-nucleotide messenger RNA. RefSeq names its product polyubiquitin. Gene Ontology annotation, cellular component: nucleus; cytoplasm. NCBI's taxonomy places the organism in Eukaryota, Metazoa, Arthropoda, Malacostraca, Decapoda, Penaeidae. Gene Ontology annotation, molecular function: protein tag activity; ubiquitin protein ligase binding. Gene Ontology annotation, biological process: protein ubiquitination; modification-dependent protein catabolic process. The record is from RefSeq and is a predicted model, not a curated record.